UUUUGUUCGACGCUAGUUGUUCUAGGGCUUCGUACGAAUCAUCAAAUACUUCGAUUUAUCAGUUCGUACCAAAGAUAAAUAAAUAAAAUUUUCAGUCCUUUACUCAAUCUUUGUUGUUCUAUUCGUCUUUUGGUAAAUCAAUUUGCUGGUAGAUUCCGAGUUUUUGUCAAAUUAAUAUUCCGAUGGGGAGGCGAAAGGAGCGUAGGCUCGCCGCCAUAAGCGCCGCUGGUCGUAGAGUUAAACUUGAUCUGUUCGCGGAACCCUCUGGAGAUUUGGGUGGCUCCUCUGCCCAGGAAGAAGUAGGAGGGGACGGUGCCAAAACUCAUGCUGAGUUGCCCAGUUCACCAACAUCUUCAGGUCAGCAGAAUCCUCUCCUGCUGCUUGAGCAGUACAGUGAUGAAGAGUUGGAUGAGGGUUCAAAUGAAGAACAUAAUCAUGCUGUUGCUGAGGACACAUCUAACGACAUUGAUGAAGAGGCAAAUUCUGCUGCAGGGAAGGAAACUGAAGAUAGUGAAAAUAAUAAUGAAAAAGAGCCAACCACCCAGAAGGUGGAUGAUCAACCUAUGAUGAAUGACAGUUCCCAGGAUCCUUUGCAUAAACUCGAGAAAGGGAGCAUUGCAGAGAUUGACUCUGAUGAUUUGCUGACGCAAACAAAUAAAAUGGAAGAAGCUGCAUGUCCUGCUGCACCCGAUGUGCACCUUGUUGGGGAUGUGAGUUCAGGUUGGAAGAUGGUGUUGCAUGAAGAGAGUAAUCAAUAUUAUUAUUGGAAUACAGUGACAGGUGAAACUUCAUGGGAAGUACCUGAUGUUUUGUCUCAGGAAACUGUUACAACACCUGAAGAGAAAAUCAGUGAUGAUAAUGAAGGUAAAAUGAAAGCUCUCAUAGGGGCACAAAGAUCUAGUGUGACUUUGGACAUGGAAGAAGAUGAUACUAGGAAACUUAAUCUUGAUUCCAAGGUCAAUUGCCAAAGCAAUGAGAGCAUUGAUCAUGGAACAAAAAUAGAUGGAUCUAAUGAAGGUUUUAAAGGUGAUUCUGUUGAUGAUGUGGAAGGCAAUAGAGAUGCAAACCAAAGUGACGAGACUCCUUUGCUUAUUAGCCAUUCUGUAGAAAAUGGAAUUGGUGCCGAUCUUUCUUCCCAGCUGAUAAAGUGCUGUGAGAGCCUGUUAGAGACAUUGAACUCUUUGAAAGGUUUGAAUUGCAAUCCGGAAGGUCAAGAUGUUAAAUUGAAGUGCACAUGGGAAAUUCAAACGAGACUCGCUGACAUCAAGGCGUUAGCAUCUCAUGGAUCAUCUCUGCUUCCCUUUUGGCUCCACUCCGAAUACCAGCUGAAGCGACUUGAAGCUGUCAUAGAUGGUGUCAUUAAAUGCCAUAGUUCUACCUCCCUCAGUGUGCUUGAAGCUACACUGGAAUCAAGUGAAGACAUUGGUGAUGGCACUGAAACUGAUUCAAGGGAGAAGAAUGUAUCGGUUGCUGGUCUGGAAUCUGAUGCUGCGUACAGGGAUAAGAAGUCAAAUUUUGAGGCUCAUAGUGAUAGUGCUGCUGCCAUGGGACAUGUACCCUUUAAGCCAUAUUCCAGCACCUAUCCUGUCAAUAAUGUGGGUGGGAAAAGUGACAUGAUUGAAACUGAAAAGGAAAGUGAAGUAACUCCCAGACCUGCCCUCCAUUCUGGUGAAGAUGUAGACAUGGAUGUGGACAUGGAAGUUGAAGAUGAGCCUUCCAUCAAGUCACCUCAUGAAAGUGCAUCGGGUGCUCAUUAUCAUGUCUCAACUGAGCUGUCAGAUCCGCACGAUAAACUUUCACAUCAGGAAUCCAAAGUGCCAGGGCAAGUAUUUGCUGUUCCUCCUGUUGAAGAGUGGAUUCCUCCCCCACCGCCUGACAAUGAACCCUUUCCUCCACCACCACCUGAUGAUGAACCUUUUCCUCCCCCUCCACCAGAUGAGCCUCCAGAAACCUCAUAUCCUCCAUCUUCUCAUUUGGGAUCAGUUCAACCAGUUCAUCCUUUUCCAUAUUCUGCACAGUACACUCUAUCAUAUCCUGGAUCUAGUCUUGAGUAUUAUGGACAACCAAACCUUGAGAUCCCUGGCACUACUCUCUAUACGCAUCCCGAGGGAGGUCAAGUGGCCGUUGCACAUGUACCACAUUACUACGAAGCAGCUCCAAAUUUAUAUGCUGUUGCUCCUUUGGUAGUCAACCCUGUUGAGUCAACAGCUUAUUUUGGCCUUCAAAAUGAAUCCUUGAAUCCUGUUUCAUUAAUUAGUGGCGCAGUCCAGUCUUCACGUAUACAUAGUGAACCCAUUCCUGAAAUUCUUGACUCUGGUACAGCAGGAUCCUUGGUUUCCCUUACAGGAGCUGGUGCCAAUCUGUUACUAAAGAAUAGUGCUAUUGAUGCUAACCCUGGCAAUGCAACUUUGGCCCCUUCAGAGGUCCAUGACGCACAACCCUCUAUUGGAGCUCCGGCAACUUCUUCAUUGACAGAUGGUGGUUCCGUUUCAUCAACAUCUGACACCACAACUUCUGUUUCUGCUGCGGCAGCGCUGCUGCUGCUGCCGCGACUUCUAAGGCUCAGCCUAAGGGUAACGUUUAAGACCACCUUUAUUCUUGACAAUGCAAGUUUUCCACGUGGGAAAAAACGGACUGUUGCAGUGGUAUCCACUUUGAGAUCUAAUAAGAAAGUGUCCAGCUUGGUGGACAAGUGGAAAGCUGCAAAAGAGGAGUUGCAUGAAGAGGAAGAAGAACCUGAAGAUGCGUAUGAAAUCUUGGAAAAGAAACGACAAAGGGAAAUAGAGGAAUGGCGAGCACAACAAAUUGCCAGUGGCGAGGCCAAAGAUAAUGCUAAUUUUCAACCAUUGGGUGGUGAUUGGCGAGAACGAGUGAAGCGCAAGAGAGCUGAAAAGAUGAAAGAGGCUGAACAAAGUUCAUCAGAUGCUGCUGCAGAUGGAAACCAGCAACCUGAUCUCGAGGAACUCUCUAAGGGUCUCCCAUCUGGAUGGCAGGUUUACUGGGAUGAAUCUUCAAAGCAAGUCUAUUAUGGAAAUGUGUGGACAUCAGAAACAACAUGGUCAAGACCGACAGACUAGCAGGAGAUAUAUUUCUGAAAUUCCUCGAUUUUGCUUUUUUCUCUAUUCUAAUGUUUUGUAAACUAAAAUUCCUCAGUUGAGGUCUAUUGAAACAGCAACAUCCCACUUUUGAAGUUUCGUUCCGUCUUGGAUGGGGUUUUUCCCCAACUCCCUGAGCUAUCA
Messenger RNA from Sesamum indicum (sesame), 3239 nucleotides. Lineage: Eukaryota; Viridiplantae; Streptophyta; Magnoliopsida; Lamiales; Pedaliaceae. The record is from RefSeq and is a predicted model, not a curated record.